Messenger RNA from Brassica napus (rape), 2442 nucleotides. RefSeq names its product mitogen-activated protein kinase kinase kinase 17-like. Gene Ontology annotation, biological process: protein phosphorylation. The coding region runs from base 1130 to 2164 and encodes 344 amino acids. Gene Ontology annotation, molecular function: ATP binding; protein kinase activity. The record is from RefSeq and is a predicted model, not a curated record. Lineage: Eukaryota; Viridiplantae; Streptophyta; Magnoliopsida; Brassicales; Brassicaceae. The transcript has a single exon.
GCCCUAUAUUACAUUUUAAUAUUCCACAUCAUUUUUUUUCUCACCUAUUAAUUCAACAACCAUACAAUUUUUAUAGUCUACAAUAGUUUUGUUUAAUAAAAUCCACAUCAUACCCCACUAUUUUACCUUAUAUUUGUAUCCUUUUAUAAUUGCAUUUUUGUGAACAAAAUUAUUUUUUAUUAUUUUAAUUAAUAAAUACAAGAAAUGCCAAUUAGCAUUAUUAAACAUAAAAUACGAUUUUUUAGAAAAUAGUUUAAAAUUGAUAAUUGUUGAGAUUUGAGUAGUUAAAAGAAAAACUUGAAGAAUUUAAAGUGCUAAAAUUUUAUUAAUUGGAUCUAUUUAAUUUAAAAAAAAACACAAAAGCUAAAAAAAGUUAUAGUAAAAAUGACAUUUUUUUCUAUAUCCAACUGUUCUGUUUAAAAGUCGGGUCAUACGUACAUUUCUGGUUACGUCAUAUAAAUCAAGAAAGGUAUAGAAUAGUUUUGUUUUUAAUUAAUUUGUUUAUUUAUUCUAACUGAUUUUAAAAUCCACAUAUGAUUUAUAAAUCCAAGUAAGUUUUAUUGAUAUCUAAUCUAUCAUAUCAAUUUUAAUUAAAUUUACAAAUCCCAAGUUUUCUUUCUUGAAUUUAAUUUUUUAUUUUAUCAAAGAAAUCUACUUAGAUUCAUUAUAAAAAUAUAUAUAUAUAUUCCAAUUAUUGAAUAAGAUUUGAAUUAAAAUCAUAAAAUCGAUAAUACAUGAUUUAAUACGAAUUUUAAAAUUAUAGAACAGAUAAUACUGAAUUCCGUUUGAGCUUCUAAAUCUAGUAAAAUACAUAAACCAAUAAUCUUUCACUAAAUCAAAGUAAAAUUCAAAUAAGACAAACGAAAACGUGGAUUCAAUCCAAAGAAAUUAAAAUAAAGGGGAUUAAGCAAACGGAACAACUUGAAAAUAAGGAAACGGUUAGUAUCGAGUGAGAUUUAUAAUGAAAUAGGAGUGAGAAUACAAAUAAUUCUCAACUCAACUCAACUUAGGAAUCUAAGAGAACUGUUUCCUAACAGGAAGUGGAGUGAGAAUCCACCGACUGGUUCAUUAUAAAUAGAGAUUAAGCGAACGCUUCAUAAUCAAUACACCCUAAAGAUAACAAAUCACUAUGGAUAUUAGAUACGAAGAGCCUCUAUACGUAGAUGAACUUUCAUUGCAAACCGUCCGUGUUCUUGGCCAAGGAGCCUUCGGUUGCGUGACUCUCAAGGCUCACCCCGGCCAUGGACGUUACGCUAAGAAAACAUCUUCAAUAAGACUCAAAGAGAAUCUCAAGAAAGAGCUUAGGAUCAUGCUUGACUUCCGCAACCAUCCUCGCAUCGUUCAAGCCUCUAGUGCUCAUCUUCACUUAGGUAUGUUCCUCAAAGAUUGCUCCAUCUAUAUGGAGUAUGCAUCCGAAGGUAGUCUAGACGAAGCUAUAUCUUCUUUCCGUGGGAAACCAUUGCCUGAGCACGUGAUAGGACGCACCACUCGUAUGCUCCUACAAGGACUCGAAGCGCUUCACGUACACGGCUACGUUCACUGCGACCUCAAGCCGGAUAACAUACUCCUCUUCCCUUCAACCUCUUUUGGAGAGCCGUGGGAUGCUAAGCUCGCUGACUUUGGUUUAUCAAAGGAGCCUAACACGUAUCAUGCCUUGAAGUAUGCUGGUACGAAUAUGUACAUGCCUCCGGAGGUUUCCGAGGUUCCGGAGGGAUUGGUCGGACAGGCUCUUGAUAUAUGGUCGCUAGGGUGCGUGGUGUUUGAGAUGUUUGGAGGUAAGGCAGAGGAGAUGGAGACGGGAGGCACUUACGUGUGGAAGCUAGAGCAAGAGAUCUCUCCAGUGGCUAUAGACUUCUUGAGGCGAUGCCAUACUUGGCAUCCUUGGAAUAGGGCUUCAGCAACUGAGCUCUUGAACCAUCCUUUUAUUAUGCAAAGAGUAGUCCCUUUUCGAGUUUUACAGCCAAUCCCAUGUCCUCCUGAAAGGAAACAGUACUUGGACCGUCCUUUGUUUACACCAAGGGUCCGUGGUCCAUUGCCAACUCCGAUUGGUCCUAGAAAAAAACAAGAAGCUGAAGGUUCGGUAGUGAAAGAUCAAUCAACGGUGGAGAAGAACAAUGUUGAUAGUGAGGAAUGGUUUAUGUAUGAGUUAUGUAAUGGUUGUUAAGUUAAAACUAGAUAAGUUAUGGUUGAGCUUGUAUGCUUACUUCUUAGACAAGAAACGGCAUUCUUUGUUAGGUUAAUUUGUUUCUUUACUUGCUGUGUAAACAAACAAUUGUGAUUCUCUUAAUUUAUUACAGUUUUGAAGUAUACUACUCUGAUGAUUAACCUUGUGAGAUUAACGAUAAUUAUGUUUGUAAAAUAUAUUUUUCCAAAUCAUUUAAAAGCUCAAUACAUUAAAUAGGUUACGGUUGAGCUUGUAUGUUUACUUCUUACGCAAGAAAU